Molecule: messenger RNA, 731 nt
Organism: Marasmius oreades (fairy-ring Marasmius)
Lineage: Eukaryota; Fungi; Basidiomycota; Agaricomycetes; Agaricales; Marasmiaceae
Exons: 5
Coding region: 69-482 (137 amino acids)
Source: RefSeq, a predicted model, not a curated record
GCCGCCAGUCGGCCAGUUCCGGUUCUCAUUUCCGAUAUAUACUCGCAGUCCAAGUUCAAUAGCUCGCCAUGGCCUUCCCUCGGAUACUACAUGUUGCAUCUAAAUCAGCAAAGGUCCAUCAAUCAUGUCGAAAGGCGUUCUCAUUUUCUUCAAAAAGAUCAUUCACAGCCAGCCAGAGACGACUUGACUACUAUCCGAAUGCUUCUUUCGGCACAUUCAAAGAAUUGACUGCUGGUGAAAAAUCUAAAGGACGUCUGGUACUAGUCGACUUUUAUGCGGAUUGGUGUAGACCUUGCAAAAUGCUCUCUCCUGUCCUUAAAGCCAUCGCGACAGACCCAAAUGUCAAGUCUGCCAGCGGCCUUCACGUCGACGUCGUCACGAUAGACACAGAAGCCAAUGAAGGUUACGAGCUGGGUCAGCGGUACAAAUUCGUCGGUGCGCUACCGGAAAGCGGUGUCAAAGAUUUCCUCCAGAAACUUUAGAGAGAUGUCGCCUCCUUAAAUCGUAUCCAAUGCUAUCCGAGACUCGUCGAGGAAUGCGGAAUUCCCUGAAAAAUUGACUUAGGGCAGUCGUGGCCCCUUCAAACCGGAACUCAGCGUUUCCAUUACUUAGACUGCCAGAGAUAAACCCUUCCUUCUUGCGGGUUCUCGAACCGACGACAGCCGAUAACAACCGUGCCCCGGUGUGUCGAAAACUCUGCAUGAAGUGCCUGAAAGUAAUGUGCCCAAUCA